AUGGCUUCCCUCAAGCGUCUCGCUGUUCAGCGUAGCCCAGCCUACAAGGCUGUUGGCACCAAGAGCUACUGCUAUGCCAUGACCAAAUACGGCUUCAACCCUACCAAGCCCGGUCCAUACUUUCAAGCUAAAGUGAUGACACAGCAAGGAAAGUUUGGUGGAGUCGGCGGCCGCAUGCGUACACACUAUGUCCUCCGAAAGCACAAGCAUCACCAUCACCAUCACCAUGGUUCCUCACCACCUGGCAGUACUCCCAGCCAACCCGCCCCUAGCGACCCUACACCCAGCGAACCUGCACUAUCUGAUGGAGGUGACGUGGACGGCGAGGUCCCAGCCGAAGACAUCCAGAACGACUCCUUGUAUCUUUGCGAGAUUGGUCUCGGUACACCAGAGCAGAAGCUUUACCUAGACUUCGAUACUGGAUCCUCAGACUUGUGGGUAUGGUCUACCGAGCUUCCCAAGAACAUCCUUAGCUCCGCCAACCCUGCAAUCCAACAAGUCGCUUUCGAUCCAUCAAAAUCGUCUACCUUCAAGAAGUUGGACGGAGAGAAAUGGAAGAUCUCCUACGGCGACUCGUCGUCCGCAAGCGGCGAUGUAGGUACCGAUGUCAUCAACCUGGGUGGUCUCAAGGUUGAAAACCAAGCCAUCGAGUUGGCCAAGAAGCUGUCGCAGCAAUUUGCACAAGGCAAUGGAAGCGGUCUUCUCGGCCUUGCUUUCGACACCAUCAACACUGUGACCCCAACCCAGCAGAAAACUCUAGUGGACAACAUCAUCAGCCAAAACCCAGGAAAGGCACAGUUGUUCACUGCUUACCUGGGUAGCUGGCGUGAUACAAACGAGGCUGACAAGGGAGAGAGCUUCUACACCUUUGGGUUCAUCGACCAAGACACCCUAAAAGCCGCGGGUGCCACAGAGCCCAACUACGCUACCAUCGACAGUCGCCAAGGUUUCUGGCAACUCGAGUCCACAUCCGCCACCAUCAACGGCACAACCAUCAGUCGCUCUGGUAACACUUCCAUCAUGGACACCGGCACGACUCUAUGCCUGGUUGACGACGCCCUCGUUGAGGCAGUCUACAAGGCCAUUCCCGGCUCAAAGUACGACCGGACUCAACAAGGCUACGUAUUCCCUGCAUCGACUUCUGCAGAUGAUCUGCCCGAGGUUAAACUCGCGAUUGGAGAAGACAUGGUUGUCUUCCAGAAGGAGGACUUGGGCUUUGCUGAUGCAGGUGAUGGCAUGGUGUAUGGAAGCAUUCAGAGUAGGGGUUCCAUGGACAUGGACAUUUACGGUGAUGCUGUGUUGAAGGCCAUGUAUGCGAUCUUUGACAUGAACAAUGGUUCUCCGAGGUUUGGUUGGGUGCAGAGGAAAGAGGCUACCCAGAACACGGCUGUGCCACCGCAGUAA
This is a messenger RNA of Pyrenophora tritici-repentis Pt-1C-BFP, 1404 nucleotides long. Its product is annotated as Asp domain containing protein. Gene Ontology annotation, biological process: proteolysis. Lineage: Eukaryota; Fungi; Ascomycota; Dothideomycetes; Pleosporales; Pleosporaceae. The record is from RefSeq and is a predicted model, not a curated record. Gene Ontology annotation, molecular function: aspartic-type endopeptidase activity.